UUCCCCUGACGACCACCAGCACCACGUUCAUCGUCUUCAUAUCGUUUCUGCCUCAUCAUCCCUGAGAUAUUUCUCCAUCAUAGGACAGACAGAGCCCGUCCUCGUCCACCACACAUCUACCAAACAAUCCUCCCAUUUCUUCCCGCCAACAGAAGAAACACCCGCGACGAGGUGUCAUCCUACCUCGUACCCAUCCAUUUAGACCUUCCUCCCGACCCUUCCACACAGACCCUCUCGACAAGAUGGAUCACCGCCCACAAGCCUGGGGCCGGCCCCGCGACGACGUCUACGGCGCCUACGACCACUCCUACCUCACCUCCCACGGUCCCAAGACUGCCACCCAGUCUCCCGCGGUGACGGGAACCUCCGUGUUGGGCCUCAAGUUCCGUGACGGCGUCGUCCUGGCCGCCGACAACCUGGCCUCGUACGGCUCCCUCGCCCGCUUCAACGACGUCAAGCGCGUGCGUGCAUUUGCGGGCACCUCCGCCGUUGGCUUCUCGGGCGACGUCUCGGACAUGCAGUACCUAGACCGGCACCUGAACGAGCUCGAGAUUGACGAGGCUUACGAGGGCAACUUCAGCGCCGCCCAGGCUGCGGGCGAGAUCGAGACCGACGAGGACAAGAAGGCCGCCAGCCGGGGCGGCCUGAGCGCCGCCAAUCUGCACAAGUAUCUCGCCAAGCUGCUGUACGCCCGCCGCAACAAGUUCAACCCCCUCUGGAACCAGCUGCUCGUCGCCGGCUUCGACGACGAGCAUAAGCCCUUCCUAGCCGCCGCCGACCUGCGCGGCACCGUCUUCAGCUCUCCCAGCUUGGCCACCGGCUUCGGGUCCAUGCUGGCCCAACCCAUCAUGCGCAAGUACGCGGCCACUGAGGAGGACGCUGCAAAGUUGACCAAGGAGCAGGCGGUCGAGGUGGUCAGGGAGUGCAUGAAGGUCCUGUACUACCGUGACGCGAGGAGCUGGGACGGAUACUCGCUGGCCGUGGUGACCAAGGAGGGCGUCGAUGUGAGCUUUGAUGAGAAGCUGGAGAACCAGAGCUGGGCCUUUGCGGACAGGAUCAAGGGCUAUGGCACACAGACCGUCUAAUCGGGGUCACAGCAGUAUGAAAUUGGCUAGAGCGUGGUUUGGGCAGAUGCAAGAACGGCACCUGCAGCUGUAGCUGCACCCGACAGUGCAGGAGAUACGUUGAGAGAGAGCAGUCCAUCUGGGUUAGUUCCUAUGGACCUAUAUCUGUUCGAGCAGUGGCUACCUGUGGACCUCGUCCCCAGCGCUUUUUGCUCCGCUCCAUGAACAGGUCUUCCCCCCUCACGCUCUCCUGCAGCCACUCUGAGCAUACAACGGGACGACGCAACGGUUUCAUUUAGAAUUGUACCAUUAGAUGACGAGCAAAUCCAUUCAGAUUUCU
Molecule: messenger RNA, 1404 nt
Organism: Cryphonectria parasitica EP155
Lineage: Eukaryota; Fungi; Ascomycota; Sordariomycetes; Diaporthales; Cryphonectriaceae
Product: proteasome endopeptidase complex, beta subunit
Exons: 2
Coding region: 243-1085 (280 amino acids)
Cellular component (GO): proteasome core complex
Source: RefSeq, a predicted model, not a curated record